UCCAUUUCGCGUCCCUGCCAGGUACUAUCGUACCGAAGCCCUCCCCCUCAUCCAUUCCCCAUUGCCGGGGCCAGCCUUCGAUACCCACGAACGGGCGGGAAGCCCGGCCAAACCCUCAUCGAGUAGGCGAUUAAAUUGGCAGCACGCAGUCCAAGCGACUUCAUACAUAAUCAUCAUCCUCAGCGCUCCGCCAACGUGCUUUUAUCUUCCCCGCUUUUAGCCUGGUCCGACACGACUACCCGUAAGCAAAAUGACCGACUACAACGCCCUCUACCAGCACAGUCUCUACUUGUCCCCUGAUCAACAGGAUCUCCUCCUCGCUGCUCUCUCUUCCAACAAUCCGCCUCAGAAGCAGCAGAACAACACUCAGCCAUCGGGACCCAAGUCCGAUCCUGAAUCUACCCCUGGUAACGCCUCAUCCGCGAGCUUCAACAUGAGUCCUGCCUUUGACCCCUCCCAGCCUCACUCUGGGGGCCUGGGUUACGGGGAUGACGAUAGCCCUUUUCUCGACUUCAACCCCGAGCUCGACUUUGAUCUCCAGGGCUCCGAGAACCUGAUCGGCGAUCUCCCCGAGAGCUUGUCGGAAGAACCUGAAUCGGGCGAGAAGAGAAAGGAUAUGGAUGAACCCUUGGAUGAAAAUGAAGGGUCGGGCAAAAAGCGGCGCGAAAGCGACGACAAGGCGGCCAAGAAGCCGGGAAGGAAGCCCUUGACUUCCGAGCCAACUUCGAAGCGCAAGGCACAGAAUCGGGCGGCGCAGCGGGCAUUCCGUGAGCGGAAGGAGAAGCAUCUGAAGGAUCUGGAGACAAAGGUGGAUGAGCUGCAGAAAGCGUCGGACGAUGCUAGUCAAGAGAACGGGCUGCUCCGCGCCCAGAUUGAACGUUUGCAGGUUGAACUGAAAGAAUAUCGCAAGCGUCUCUCGUGGAUGACCACUGGAAACGGGGUCUCCGCCAUGAAUGCCAUCCCAGGAGCCCAUUCCAAGGGAGGAUAUGGCCUACACAACAACGACUUCAUGUUCGACUUCCCCAAGUUUGGAGAUCUUCCGGGCUCGCAAAUCUUCAAUAACAGCCCGCUGGCUAGGACACAGCAAAACAACACCAAGGGAGAACAGCCACCAGCCGCACCCCGUAACCACUCCUAUGUUCCCGGUGUCCUGAGCCGAAACGCUCUGAACGGUCAACGAGCCAACAGUGUCGCUGGGUCGCAGCAGGGAUCCACCCCCGGCUCCAUGACGAACGCGACUCCGAAGCUGUCGUCGGUCCACGGCGGUAGCCAGUCUACCUCCACGCAUGAUGUCUCUAACACUGACUCGCCAUCGUCUUCGUCCGAUUCACACCAGAGCCACGGUAUCUCGUCCAGUGGCACCUCCCCAGAACCGACGACGAACUCGCCCGCGACCAAGCUGCACCACCACGAUCCCCACGAAGCCUGCACUUAUGCCUCCAUCAACGGGGAGGAGUCAUUUUGUGCGCAGCUUGGUAUGGCAUGCGGCAAUAUCAGAAAUCCCGUUCCCGCUGUCAGGCAUAACAGCCAAAGCGCUUCGAACACCCCCAAUGAGCCAGCUACCCAUGACGAGCCUUCUAAUGAAGAUAUUUCCGGGCUUGAUACGCUCGCUGAACAGAACGGUGGCCAGUUUGAUCCCGUGCUGUUUGGGGAUUGGCGUGAGCCCCAGGAUGCGAUUCUGUCCCAGGACUUUGGAACUUUCUUUGAUGAUGCGUUCCCCCUUCCGGAUCUGGGAAGCCCUUCGCACAACCUCACUGAAGUGACCAACCAACCGCCAGCAAAGAAGGACCUGAUCGCCGAGAUCGACAGUAAGCUGGAUGAGGAGGAAAUGGUACCGGGUGAAGACAAGUCUCUGAUGUUGAGCUGCACGAAGAUUUGGGAUCGUCUGCAAUCCAUGGAGAGGUUCCGCAACGGCGAACUCGAUGUCGAUAACCUGUGUUCCGAACUACGCAUGAAGGCCCGGUGUUCCGAGGGCGGGGUGGUCGUCAACCAGCAGGAUGUGGACGAUAUCAUGGGACGGGCCAAGUAGUCCCCCGGGGAAAGCACGACACGGAGCAGCCGCGUCGCCCGCCUGCCUCCGUCGCCACUCUCCUUACCAUCAUUCUGCGUUUCAGAUACCCAUACCUAUAAUACAACACCGUUGUUGACGCCGUUACGACAAAAGAAAAUGGAUACGAGAGGUUUCGAAUGAACGCAAGGGACGAAACC
Messenger RNA from Aspergillus heteromorphus CBS 117.55, 2208 nucleotides. It is a transcript of the gene yap1, whose product is annotated as putative bZIP transcription factor AP-1/Yap1. Gene Ontology annotation, molecular function: DNA-binding transcription activator activity, RNA polymerase II-specific; transcription cis-regulatory region binding. Gene Ontology annotation, cellular component: RNA polymerase II transcription regulator complex. The record is from RefSeq and is a predicted model, not a curated record. Lineage: Eukaryota; Fungi; Ascomycota; Eurotiomycetes; Eurotiales; Aspergillaceae. Bases 251 to 2029 code for a protein of 592 amino acids. The transcript is spliced from 3 exons.